UUCACUACCGAACGAAGUAUCUAGAGAGUGGCAGAGAGAUAAUAAACCCUAGCCGCUUCUUCGAAUUUCCCCUUCUCUCUCUAAAACCCCCCUUCUCUCUCUUAACAGCUUACUGUAAAAAUGGCACUAUACAACAAAUUUGGGAGCAUUUUGAAGCAGAGCAUUUCUAGCAAUGGACUAAAUGGGCAGUCUUCGAUGUUUAACGCAAUCCGUUGCAUGUCGUCGAAGCUGUUUGUCGGAGGGCUAUCUUACGGUACCGAUGACCAUUCUCUGAGAGAGGCGUUUGCUAGCUUUGGUGAUGUUGUUGAUGCGAGAGUUAUUACUGACAGAGACUCGGGUAGGUCUAGAGGAUUCGGGUUUGUGAAUUUCUCGAGCGACGAAUCUGCCAGCUCAGCACUGUCAGCCAUGGAUGGGCAGCAAUUGGGAGGGAGGAACAUCCGAGUAAGCUUUGCUCAAGAGAGAGCACCUCGUAGUAACUUUGGUGGUCCAGGUGGAUAUAACAAUGGCGGAGGAAAUGACGGCGGCUAUUAAGAGAGAGAAACUAAUAAGAGAGAGAGAGAGAGAGAAACACUCCGCUGUGUUAUAUUGCUGCAUAGGCAUAUAUGGCAAGUUUAGAUUUCCAAGUUGCACUUUUCUUCUAUCUUUCAUUGUGCUGCCUUUUUCUUUUCCUUUUGUUUUUAAUUCCGUAAUGAAACGUCUGGUAUAAAUAUGUGGAAUUUAGAGGUAUGGUUUGUUUAUUUGAUGCAUUAUUGUCAUCGAAGCCAGGCGAAUUGACUUCCUUCUUAGUUAUGGAAUCUGAUUUUUCUUUUGUU
Messenger RNA from Erythranthe guttata (spotted monkey flower), 812 nucleotides. It is a transcript of the gene GRP4, whose product is annotated as glycine-rich RNA-binding protein 4. The record is from RefSeq and is a predicted model, not a curated record. Gene Ontology annotation, molecular function: RNA binding. NCBI's taxonomy places the organism in Eukaryota, Viridiplantae, Streptophyta, Magnoliopsida, Lamiales, Phrymaceae.